AGGUACAGAGCGCUGUCACAAAAAGAGUAUCUUUUAAAAAAGGUCUGCUAAGAAUCUUGUUGUUGGAUUAUCUUAUCUGCGACUGUUUCAUAGACUGCCACGAGUUUACUUAUGUCAUACCGCAAUUUACACACGAAAACGAUUUACUUAUUGCAUGUUUAAUUAAAAUUCUCGCUCUGACAUUGCGUAGAGAGGCGGAAUGAUUGCUGCAACAUUGAUCGGUUCCGUUAUCGCGUUUGGUGACAUCAUACAAUGCUUAUUCAUAUUUAUUCAUACGAAAGAGGUCUAAGUUUAUUUUAAAUAGUCGUUGUAGCUCGUUGUUCUAUCAGUGAACAAAUAAACGUUUGAUUGUUCGGUAUCCAUAUAGUUCCUCGUCGCAUCAGUCAAAUUUCAUAAUUCCGAUAAUACGAUUUUGAUGACUUUCGCUGCUUUCCUUGCAUGUGUAUAACAAAAUUUAUCAAAUCGCAAUUACGAAUGUAUGAAAUAUGAAUUGAUAUUGAUUUUUUAUUCUGCCUGUUCACAGGCUGUUCACAGUUGAAUUGUUUCGCUAAGCAAUACAGAGACCAAGCGUAGCAUGAAAAAACAUGAUACUGUUUAAUAACACGUUACGUAGAUGUAAUACCCUUCCAUCAUCAUUUUUGUAAUCGGAACCCCGAUCGAGUAUCGAAACUGGAAUCUUGUGUAAGGUCGCAUUUGAUCCGAAUCGGUUUGACGCGGAAUGCAAUGUAGAUGUAUUAACAGGUGCUUCGCGUUUUCCUUCGCCUCAUCACGUACGCGAAAUCGCUCGGUGUAAUAGCGUGUGAUCCAACUGUAAUAAUACAUGGUAAUUUCGUUAUGAAACUUUUUUAAAAAUAUAUACGUUUUCUUUAGAAACAGAUUUAUCUAAACUAGAAAAAAUAAAACGACGUUUUGUAGAUAGGACAAACUUAUCGAGAAUAAUAACACAUAUUUGAAAAAUUCGUGGAAUUUCUUUCGAGUGAUAUAAAAUAAUGCGAAAGUUUAAAGAUAUGUGGAAAUACAACGUGCUAAUAGAGGUGCCUUCCUUUGGGUAAGUUAUCAUCCAAGAAUGCAAGAUUUUUCAAAGAUCUCCACGUUUUUGAUUGAUAUUUGUCAAUGAAACGAAUCUCGCUAAUUAUCAGAUUUUUUUUAAUUGUCACAUUAUCAUAGUCAAAUGCAUUUUCUUAGACGAUGUAUAUCAAUAGCAGUAUCUAACGCACUGUAAUUUAAAGUGCAUUCAAUCUUAAAUGGUGGUAAGAUGAGAUUAAUUCUUGUGACCAUUCUCACUUUAUGAAACUCGAGCAUAUUGCAUUGUGAUACUUGACGUCUCCAGACAAACAACGCACGUGGCAGUAUGUCGAGUCGCGGCUUAAUAACUAUUAAGCGAGAUCAUGCGACGUGAUCAUAAUAGCAAUAUAACUUUGUUAGUUAUUAAAUUGUGUAUUGCUCAGAUAAAGGAUCGAUUAAAGAUAAUACUGGAAAAUUAAAUUCUUAUGAAGAUAGAUAACAUGUUCGAUAAGAUUUUCAGCAAUAAGAGAUCAAUUGCAAAUUAGUCAAGUAUAUUUAUUUAUUUAGUCUUAAAAUUUAUUGCAUUAUUCUUCACAAACAGUCGGUAUUUGACUUUUAAAACGUUUCCUGUUUUGCUAGAGGUGUUUAUCACAUAUUUAAUCCCUGAAAAUACACGAAAUAAAUCGUGCGUACGUCAUUAACAGAUUCUACGAAAGAACUUUACGCAGAAGAGCUAAAGUACUUUCAUUAUUUCUUAAAUUUAAUGUUUAAAAUUCAACCACAAUUUAUAAAUUAUAUUUUUGAUGUAUCUUGCUUUCUCUCUGCAACAUCAGACAAUUAUCAAUUUAUUUAAUUAAUUAUUUAUUUAAUUCAUUUAAUUAAUGACCUACCUUUUUCUCUCGACGAAUUAAUAUUCGUGAGAUGAUAAUUUCCUAUUAAAACUAUGCAAGUUAAUUAGAGAUGAGGAAUAUAACGAAGCCAUUUAUCGAGUUAUUUGCAUUACGUUAUCUCAGACUUCCUUCUUGCUACACGUAAGCUAAUACGUAAACUAAUAAAUUAGCUAGUUGAGUCUUACUAUGGCUUCAACAGAAUUUAGAAUGUUGAUUCUACCUCGCAUUGCCUCAUAUUUGAAACGUGAUAGGUACCCGAUCCGACCAGAUAUACUUUAUUACUUCAAAAUAUAAAUAAAAAAUUUUAUACCAGUAUUUCAAGUUAUCUUGCAUUACCGAAAUAAACACUUCUUUUUUUCUCUUUCUCUCUCCAUCACGCAUGUUACGACUAGCACAAAGUCCCGUUCAUUCUCGCAAGGAAGGUUCCACGAUCUGGAGCACGCCUUUCUCUCUUUCGCUCGAGUUACUUGUCUCGGGUAGUCGAUCCAAGUAGUCGGAACUACCUGGACCUCCCGGUAUUCACUCUCGGUUUAUACUCGUUGAAACACGUAUCGUUUUCAUAUAUCGUGCAACGUAUUUUAUCUGCAUUUCUCUGGAUAGAAAACUAUUCUCUGUGCGCGAUUCUUGUAAAGUGUUGCACUUAUGAUAGUCACAAUGGUUCUAAGAAGUUGAAGUAAUGCUUCAUCGUCGGACUCCGUGCUUUUUUAGACUUGCGGAAGAGUCGCGAUGAUUGCUUCAGUAAAUUAUCGCUGGUCGUGGUCGCACGAGGUUCCUGCCGCAGGUUUAGUGAUGUAUCUGUAACGUUAUUUUGAUCGCGUUACUUCUUGAAAUUAUCGGUACUCGGGUACUCGGAAAUCGCAAAGAGAGCAAUGUAAAUCCGCGAUAACGCAUGAUACGUGCAUAAAAUACGUGCAUAACCGUGUGGCGUGUCGUAUUGCUUAAUGCGACGCGAGAUGACAAAGUUUGGGGGUCCAUUAGUUCAUCGGGUGAAGUUGGUAUAUCGCAAUCUCACGGACACUCCGACGCCGAAUAUGCACCACUCGAUAUCGUACGAAAACGUGAGACUGCUCGGGGAUGGCGACGAUGACACCGACUACGAAGGUACCACGCACCUGGUGCGCGUUCCACGGGCACCAGAAGUGCGGCAGCUUGCGGAAGAGAUCAGCACGGUUAAAAUCGGCAUUGAGGGUAUGACCUGCCAGAGUUGCGUGAGAAAUAUCGAGGGGAUGAUCGGCGAGCGGCCCGACGUCGUUAACAUCAGAGUGGUGCUGGAGGAGCAGGCCGGUUACAUCGAGUAUAAGACGUACGAGACCACACCGCAGGAAUUGGCGGAAGCGAUCGAGGACAUGGGGUUCACUGCCAGCCUACCGACGUCCAACGACGCAACGAGCGAAGUCUCGGAUCUCUCGAUAGUACCUGCCAUCAGUACCUGUAGCAUACACGUAGACGGAAUGACCUGUUCAUCGUGCGUCAAAAAUAUCACCGGUACUCUGUCCGAAAAACCCGGCAUAAAGGACGUGGAUGUUAGCCUGGAAGGUAAAGAAGCCAAAGUUUCAUACAGCAGCAGUGAGGUAACGGCCGAGCAGAUAGCGAUGUACAUAGAAGACAUGGGCUUUACUGCGUACGUAAAAGAGGUGAACAACAAAGUUGUGAGACCGCAGUCGGAUACGAAUAACAAGAAGAAAAUGGAAGUAGCAUUGCAAGCGAACGGUGCCGGUGAUGUGAAGGAACAAUUAUCCAAGUGCUUCCUGCACAUAACAGGUAUGACUUGCGCUUCCUGCGUCGCCGCUAUAGAAAAGCAUUGUAAAAAGUUGUACGGGGUGAACAGCAUACUAGUGGCAUUGAUGGCUGCCAAGGCGGAGGUUACAUACGACUCGAGCAAGAUAAGAGCGCUGGAUAUCGCUUCCAGUAUAACAGAAUUGGGUUUUCCAACAACUUUAAUCGAGGAGUCCGAAACCGGAGAAGGACAGGUGGAGUUAAAAAUCAUGGGGAUGACAUGCGCGUCGUGCGUGAAUAAAAUAGAGUCGACCGUAAAGAAGUUACCCGGUAUACGAUCAGCGGUGGUCGCCCUGGCGACGCAACGGGGAAAGUUCACGUACGACGUGGAAAACACUGGCGUCAGAGAUAUCGUCGAGAGUAUCAAUAAAUUAGGUUUCACCGCAAGCCUAUUCAGCAACCGAGAUAAAGAGAACAGAGACUACUUAGAUCAGAAGGAAGAGAUAAGAAAAUGGCGAUCGGCGUUUCUGCUGUCACUGAUCUUUGGUGUUCCGUGCAUGAUAGCCAUGACGUAUUUCAUGGUGGUCAUGUCCGUCGGUGACAAAUCUCACGAGGAUAUGUGCUGCGUGAUACCCGGUCUCUCUUGGGAGAACUUGAUACUCUUUGUAUUCUCCACACCAGUACAGUUCUUUGGCGGCUGGCAUUUCUACGUGCAAGCCUACAAGGCUCUCAAGCACCGCACGACCAACAUGGAUGUUCUAAUCUCGAUGACUACCACGAUCUCGUAUCUCUAUUCCAUCGCCGUGCUGAGCGCCGCAAUGAUAAUGGAGGAGAAUGUCAGUCCGCAAACGUUCUUCGAUACUCCACCAAUGCUCCUAGUGUUCAUCAGCUUGGGAAGAUGGCUCGAGCAUGUGGCAAAGGGAAAAACGUCAGAAGCUCUCUCGAAGUUGCUGUCCCUGAAAGCCACGGAUGCGGUGCUGGUCUCGCUGGGUCCUAACAACGAGAUACUCUCCGAGCGCUUGAUAAGCAUCGACCUGGUGCAACGCGGCGACACACUGAAAGUGGUCCAGGGGGCCAAAGUGCCGGUCGACGGGCGCGUUCUGUCCGGUCAGUCGACUUGCGAUGAGAGUCUGAUUACGGGUGAGAGUAUGCCGGUGGCAAAGAAGAAGGGCUCGGUAGUGAUCGGCGGCUCGAUCAAUCAGAACGGGCCGUUGCUGAUCACCGCCACGCACACGGGCGAGCACACGACGCUCGCGCAGAUCGUGCGCUUAGUGGAGGAGGCGCAGACGAACAAGGCGCCUAUUCAGCAGCUGGCGGACAAGAUAGCCGGAUAUUUUAUACCGCUAGUCAUAGGAGUUUCCACGGUGACGCUGUUCAUCUGGAUUAUCGUCGGCUACGUGAAUAUUCAGCAGCUGCCGAUAUCACACGGCGAUCAAAUCAACAAGCACGGCAUGAACCGCGAGGAGAUUAUAUUCCAGUAUGCCUUCCGAAGUGCACUGGCGGUGCUCGCGAUCGCUUGCCCCUGCGCGCUGGGCCUGGCGACGCCGACCGCGGUUAUGGUCGGCACCGGAGUGGGCGCGAUCAACGGUAUCCUGAUCAAGGGUGCCGAGCCGCUGGAGAAUGCGCACAAAAUUAAAUCCAUCGUCUUCGACAAGACGGGAACGCUAACGCACGGCACACCAAUCGUCACUAAGAUCAGCCUCUUCGUGGACGAGAAGAUCUGCUCGCUGGCGAAGUUGCUGUUGAUUGUCUGCACGGCAGAAAUAAACAGCGAGCAUCCCAUCGCAUCAGCGAUUGUACGUUACGUGAAAGACACUAUCGGAUCGGAAGCCACCGGACAGUGCACGAACUUCCAAGCGGUCGCCGGCUGCGGUCUCAAGUGCAAGGUGUCUCACUUGAAUGCCGUUCUGUCUGACGCACUCAAGUCGGAGACGAUCGUCAACUACAUAAAUCAAACGAACAGAGCACCGGCUGGGAUGUACAAUCUCAACAAUGUGCCCAUCGACAAUGUGCCGAUCGCUGGGUCGACGCAGGAGAGGCAAAACUUAGAUCUGCAAUUACUGUUAAGUCCGGACUCACAAUAUGGUGAUCACGAUGCCGUCAACGACGUGUACGAGGUCUGCAUUGGCAACAGAGAAUGGAUGCGUCGAAACGGGAUCGGCAUCCCGCAGGAGGUGGAUACGAGGAUGGGCAGCGAGGAGGAUCUCGGACACACCGCCGUCCUAGCCGCCGUCAACAACGUUCUAGUCGCCAUGAUUAGCGUUGCUGACACCGUGAAGCCCGAGGCGCACCUCGCAGUCUAUACUUUGAAGAAGAUGGGACUGGAAGUGAUCCUCUUGACGGGCGAUAAUAGGAAAACCGCAGCUUCAAUUGCCAGACAGGUCGGCAUCAGCAAAGUCUUCGCGGAAGUGUUGCCAUCGCAUAAGGUAGCUAAGAUUCAGCGGCUGCAGGAUCAAGGCCUAAGAGUCGCCAUGGUAGGAGACGGCGUUAACGACAGUCCGGCACUCGCACAAUCGGACGUCGGUAUUGCCAUUGCGUCGGGCACGGACGUUGCCGUGGAAGCUGCUGAUGUGGUUCUGAUGCGCAACGACCUUCUGGAUGUAAUCGCGUGUCUAGAUCUGUCACGGAAAACAGUCCGCAGGAUAAGAAUGAAUUUCUUGUUUGCCAGUGUCUAUAAUCUUGUGGGCAUUCCCAUAGCCGCCGGGAUAUUCAGCUCGCUCGGCUUCUUCCUGCAACCAUGGAUGUCUUCUGCCGCCAUGGCGCUAAGUUCAGUGUCAGUGGUAGGAAGUUCUCUAUUAUUGAAGCUUUACCGUAAGCCGACGAAAGCUACGUUGGAGACUUUGGAGUAUUUAGCAGCCAUGAACGCAAAUUCCACGAUGAUGAAUUUAGACACAAUAUCGAUUCAUCGUGGACUCGACGAUUCGGUCAUGAACAGGUCGACGUCCACACUAUCCAGAUUAUUUGGAAAAUCAAAACUCGAUGUGGAGAGCCAUCUUCUCGGCGAGGAAAUAGACGAAAUUGAUUUAGCCGUAGAUUUUGCGAAUUAUCGUAAGAAUGCAAAGGAUCCUAUGGAUAUAACUCCUGUAUGAAUCUUUGAAACCACAUGUGAUGAAAAUUUUUCUUCUGUUAACUUGUCUCUCACUUAUACUUUUAGUAUUAUAUCUCUUACAAUAAAGUUAACAGAAGAAACUGUAAAUAAUUAAGCAUUAAUUCUGUAACAAUACUCGUACCUUUUAUCUGCCACAUUCAAAAUACACUUCAUCAGAAGUAUAGUGCCAAUAAUCUAUACGAGAGUUUGUUGUUUCGCGUUAUCUCAAAUGAUUCUUUAUAUUCAAAUGCAAUGACUGACCAACAUGUUUUUAAGUAGAUUUUGUAUAUUAUAAAUGCAUAAUGUGAUGUUUAAUUAAGAAUUUAUUGAUAAUAGGAUAACAAUUCUUACUCCAGACGUAUACAAGUCUUACCAGUACUUUUCCACGCAUUAUGCAGAUGUACUUAAUUUAUAUAAUAGGCGAGAAAAAUCACAUUUGGUUGAAAUAUAUUUUCUUAUUUGUAUUAUACAUUAUAUUAUAUAUAAUACAACAUAUUUAUUAUAAAAAUGUGCAUAUAUUUCUUGUCAAUCUUGAAACUUUAAAACAACAUAAAGCAAACAUAACAGUAAUAUAAUUACAUUUUAUAUAAAAUAUACAAAAGAGAAAAUAAUCAUAGAAAACAUUUGCAAAUAUAGUAUCGCAUUAUCGCUAUUUUAAUUGGUCUUAAUUUUGAAUUAUAUAUUUUAUAAUAUUAUCUCCUAGAAGUUUCAUAUUUUUAUUAAAUUCUCAUUCUAUCGACUGAAAGUAAAACACGUGAUCUGUUUAUAUAUUGCAAAUGAUAUUGCACAUAUGAGAUAAAAAAAUGCUAUGUUGUAAUUAUAGCAUUUACAUUCAACAAAAAAA
This is a messenger RNA of Ooceraea biroi (clonal raider ant), 7543 nucleotides long. It is a transcript of the gene ATP7, whose product is annotated as copper-transporting ATPase 1. Gene Ontology annotation, biological process: copper ion import; copper ion homeostasis. Gene Ontology annotation, molecular function: copper ion binding; P-type divalent copper transporter activity; ATP binding. The record is from RefSeq and is a predicted model, not a curated record. Lineage: Eukaryota; Metazoa; Arthropoda; Insecta; Hymenoptera; Formicidae. Gene Ontology annotation, cellular component: plasma membrane; trans-Golgi network.